CUCGCUCCCCCCAUCGACAUCGUUGCUGUGAGGCCCCCUUCUUUAAACAGAAGUUGCCCAGGCAGGGCAAGCAAGCAACUUUGUCUAUCCCCCCCCACGCUCUUCGUCUUUUCGUCUGCUACUUGUCGUCGUCUGCUGCUAUUGCUGCUGCUAUACCUGUAGUCCUGUUUGCGAUCGUCUGCUCGGUGUGGCGCGGCAUGGCUUGGCUUGGCCGACGGCGUAGGCGACGUUGAACGAAAGGAAACAUGCGGGCGCCGCGCCACCCGGUGAAGAAGAGAGAGACACAUGCCCCGAUGUUUUCUCGGGGCAAACGUUUGAGCAGGCCUCCCCGAGAGGCAUGCGUUCGCGCUGCGGCAUGAUUACCUCGCGAUGUUCGGCGGUCGGCUUCGGCUCGGCGCGGCCGUGACACGCCCGCCGAACCCGUGCUGUGGUGCUUGCGUGCUGCCGCGAGGAGUUGUUGGUGCGGGUGCCGCCGUGUCAACAAGCCAUGGAUCAAUCCGGUGAAGACCGAGAGAGUCGCAGGAGUCGACCGCCCUCCGAGCAGCUGGUGGAUCUACACGUGUACAUUAUCCCCGAGGAAAGAUGGCUGCGAAAGCGGAAGUUGGCUCGGAACUACGUCGUGGACUACGCCAUUUCCGCCGGAUUCAUACGAGUCCUGCCCACUGCUCGCCUGGUGGACGUGCGGCGGGAGAUCGACCGGCAGCUUGGCCACGACGUGGUUCCCAAGGAGUACGUCUUCCUUCGCAGCGUCGGAAGGAACUUCACCCAGGUGAAAGACUUUCAAGAGAUGGACCUGAAGGCGAAGAGCUUCCUCCCUCCUUGUGCCAGCGAGCCCGAAAUCUACCUCAAGUCCGGUCAGUUCGCAGACCAAGGCUGGUCGCACGGUGACGAGAGCGGGCUCGACGAAGCCUACCUGGACGCACGGCGAACGCACGAAAUCAUCGAAAGAAGGAUAGGCGUCCUCUCCCCACCGUCCCUGUCGAGCCCCGACGGUUUCCUGCCGCACUUGGACUCGACGCGGCUGCUCCUCUCCCGACCGGGCAAGGCGCGCCGGUCAGCUGGUAACGGCGCGCUCGCGGGCGGCGCCACCACCGCCACCACCACGUACCAGUGGUCCAACGGCGGCACCGCCGGAGCUGGACCGUACCAGCGCGUGACCACCACAACGACCACGACUACGCACCGGUCCACGACCACCGUCGAAGAGACGAGCGUCAGGGACCAGGUGCACCUGCUAAGCCUUCCCGCACCUCCCAAGGAAGAAAAGGACCUAGUGGAGAGGGAGGGGAAGCCGGAGGAGGAGAGUGAACGCCAACAGCAGGCUCUCGACGGCCAGUCAGAGGACCGGGUUCACGAGGAACACACCGUAGGGGAGGCCGACGGCCCCGAGCUGAGCGACGCGCCCCCGCCGGCCUCGUCGGUUCGGAGAAGACCCUCGGUGGCCUCCUCGUCCCCGGCGGUCACCGGCGCCGAUGCGAAGGACCUUGCCGCGUCGCACGAGGUCGACGACGCCAGAGCCAAAGACGACGACGACGACGCUGCGGCCCAGCGCGAUCAACAGCGCGAGCCCAGCGAAGCGUCGGCGGCACCCUCGCCGGCGUCCGUCAGAGACCGCCGUAGCCGGAGCGACGGAGCGGGCACGAUCACGCUAACGCUGCCGUCGCCCACGUCGGGUGCCGCGUCGCGCGCAACUGUCGGGUCCCAGAGGAGGCCCAGCCUGACCGAGUCCCGACGCAGGAGCGUGGCCACGGUGCCCGUGGUGGAGAGCAGCAGGCUAUCGGUGCCGACGUUCCAACAGCAGCCGAGGAAGCUGAGCUUCGCCGGCGGAUCGCUCGGACCGAGACGCGGAGACGAAGACAGUGGGGGCCAAAGAUUGAAAUCACGAGCACAGAGUGAAGAGGCACUCUCGCAAGAUUUCGAAGGGGAGAGCGAACGACGACCUCGGCGGAGGCCCAGUCGCGAAGCCGAUUCGCGCCGCUCGAGCACCGCCGUAUCCGCAGACCGCGAGGAAACCGAGCAGGAAGCCGACACCAAACCGGAAGUUGAAGCAAAAGCGGCAGUAGACGCGGCAGAAGCUGCGCGGGACCGCGCCGGCGGCAGCAGUAGUGCGGAGGAGGCAUCCUCGGACCAGGAAGCGCGCGCCGGCGGCGGCGACCGCGUUGAGGCGUCGCGUUCGACAGCAGAGGCCGCUAGGGCCGCGUCCGAAGCCGACGGGGGUCGCGACGAGGAAGAGACAAAGGUUGAGGACGGGUACGGGGGGCGCGAGGAGGCGGAACCGGAAGGCGAGUCGCGUGACUACUUCCGCGAGGAAGGUCCCUACCGUUUGGAAGUGACCGAGGAAGAAGAGCACGAAGAGAGCGAGGUCGCGCAGGCGACUUCAGUCGCGCCCGUAGGUAAGGCAGGUGACGUCAUCACCGCGCCAUCGAGCCAGCGCACGUGGAAGGCAACUGGUGGUGGCGACCGAGCAUCCCGAAGGAUCGCGAGGCUACAGAAAAAGCUGGACACUCUUCGGGAGGAACGACUCGCCUGCGAAGCCAAGAGGGAAGACCUUCUGCGACGCGCAAAAUUCCUCCAGAGCAAGGCUACAACUACACGAGACCAAGCACGCGACAUGUGGCGUCGGCGCUACGCCGAGGAAAAGAAGAUUACGCCCAAGUUGGAGGAAGAGAGCGCCCGCUGGAGGCUGGAAUUGGAGCGGCUGCACCGGGAGCUGCUCGCCAGGGUCGAAGGAGAGCUGCGCCUCACCGGCUACCCACGCUUCGAGCAACCCUCGAACAAGCUGAGCUACAAAAUAAUGAUCGCCAAAGUGCUCCAAGAGAUUGAGGACCUGAAGCGACGCCUGGAGUACACCCGCAUCACCCUCGGAGCCGAAGUCAGGCUACGGACGCACGCCGAACGGGAGGUAAAGAACCUGAGGGAAGACCUGUUGAAGAAGAAAAUCCAGGUCACCCUCACAAAGAAAGAAACACAGUCCGUGAUGGCACCGUUCCUCAGAGAUUCCUUCUACUUCGUCGGUCCCAUUUAAAAGAUCGGCGCCGGACACACCAAUCUCUGAAAUGUAUGUCACGCUCCAUAGGAGAAUAAAAAAUAAAGGGCAAAAAAAGAUUGCAAGAUACUGUAAAAACAAAGUGUUAGCGAAACGUUGCGCAGUGUUACGACACCGUCCUAUUGUCCGCUCUGUUCGACGGCUACCAGAUAGUCUU
This is a messenger RNA of Dermacentor silvarum, 3203 nucleotides long. RefSeq lists its product as uncharacterized. Lineage: Eukaryota; Metazoa; Arthropoda; Arachnida; Ixodida; Ixodidae. The coding region runs from base 488 to 3025 and encodes 845 amino acids. The record is from RefSeq and is a predicted model, not a curated record. The transcript is spliced from 12 exons.